AUGCAUCCUAAACAGCGAAAAUCGAUCAACGAAAGGCAUGUCCUCCUGGUCUACCUUCAGCAGUUGUCUGAAUCCAGUUCAACCAUAGAGCAGGAGAGACUCAGAAAAAAAAUUCGUGGGCUAGGUCCACAUAUCCUAGAGGAAUACCUUCCACAGAUAUUGCAUGUCAGUUUUGUGCACUCAAGUGCGACCGUUCGUGAAAUAUUGAGAAAUAUUAUUCUGUCUCUCGUAGGCCGUUCAUUGUAUGCCUCUCUUCGAGUUUCGUGGUUGAUCCUUUCUACUUUCCCCUCUCUUGAGUCCUCUGAAAUGGCAGAGUGCGUAAAACAGUUUCAAGACAGUGUCGAGAGCUAUGCAAUUAAUCGUGUGAUGGAUGGGAAGGGACUGACUGGGCCUUCCCCGCUCAGUGACGCUGAGGAGCCCAGGAUCGAUCCGCACCAUGUUCUUCAAAAAGAAUUUCGACUGAGAAUAUACAACGACGAGCACUGUUUUGUAAAUACACUGACGGACCUUGGUGACCAAUUAUGCCAUAUUACAGAUCGCAAGCGACGCAACGGCGAGCUGCGGAAAUAUCUGUCGUAUUUUAACGAGCGAAUUCAAAAUAUGCAACUGAUUCAUCCACUCGGCUCUAGUCUGGACCCAGUGCGAUGGAUUGUGAAUAUUGUGGUCGACGAGUGCAUCGUCUUUUCCUCACGGGAACGUGCUCCAUAUUUGAUUCGGUACGAAGUGAUAGCAGACGAUACUACGACCAUGCAGGACCCUGCGCAGUCGCUAAUGCGUCUUCCAGAUGGUAGGUUCAAGGUACAUCCGACGUCGGAUAAAAUCUUCGUACCAGAAAACCUUACCCAAACCGUGAUGAGACAGGGACCUAGGAUGUCUUCUCCCUCCCCAUCUAAUGCACCACUCAACAGUCCAGCGUCGGGGUCGAGGUGUGUGCGGGAGAAGUCAGCUGAAUCGGGUAGUCCUGCAAUGAAGUGUUUCGGGGAAAGUCUGGAUGAGCUGAAGGCGCGUAUAAGAUCCACCUCCCCAUGGGGGGCACAUCCGAAUUGGGAUAUGCAUGCUAUGGUUGUAAAGUCAGGGGACGAUUUGCGUCAAGAGGAGCUUGCUAUGCAGCUCAUUUAUACGAUUUCAAGUAUAUGGAAGGAAUGCAACUUGACCUGUGCCGUACAUCCAUACAGCGUGUUACCCACAAACUCUCACUGUGGCCUUUUGGAAGUCGUCGAGGAUUCGAAAUCGAUUGAUAAAAUCAAAAAAUCAUGCCCGACUUAUUCAUUAAGUCAAAUUUUUGAUGCGGUCUUUGGCGACCCCGAUUUGGCCUUGCAUCGCUUCGCAGAGCGGAACUUUGUGGAGAGCAUGGCCGGCUACAGUGUGAUUUCCUACAUUUUACAACUGAAGGAUCGUCACAACGGAAAUUUGAUGCUCUCGCGGGAUGGGAGGCUGGUUCAUAUUGACUUUGGGUUUUUAUUAGUGACCUCACCAGGGGGGCUCAAUUUCGAGUCGGCCCCUUUCAAGCUAUCUCAAGAGCUCAUUGAUAUCAUGGGUGGGCAGGGUAGCGACGCGUACGGCUACUACAAAGUUCUGGUAUUCCAGGCCUUAGACGCGGUCCGUGAGUUUGCGGAUGACAUCAUCGCGUUGAUUUCUUUAAUGGUCCCCAAAACAACUCUCCCGUGUCUUGGCGGUGAUCCUCAAGCGGCUGUUUCGAAGAUACGUGCUCGAUUGCGCUUUGACUUAACCUCAGAGGUGGACUACGCACUUUACGCCAGCGACUUGAUCGCAAGCAGUGCGGACAACUGGCGUACCCGUCGCUAUGACCAAUUUCAAACCCUUCAAAAUGGAAUAUGGUAA
Messenger RNA from Phytomonas sp. EM1, 1842 nucleotides. Lineage: Eukaryota; Euglenozoa; Kinetoplastea; Trypanosomatida; Trypanosomatidae. The record is from the annotation of a GenBank genome assembly.